GAAAAAAACCACACAAUGGUCCGCCAACACGGCACCCUAACAAAAGACCCCGAGACCAACGACGCCGCGUGGGAAGCGACAAAGGGCGCGGUGAUUGGGGCGACGAAAUGGGGUGCACUCUUCGCCCUCGGAAGCGGCCUAGCGUUCGCCUUCUCACCACUAUACAAGAGCUUUACUGUGCAGUUUAAAACAUACAUACAAAUGUCCGGCAUGAUCCUCGGCGGCUACCUCGAAGCGGAUAAGCGCUUCGUCGCCUACGGGCACCGCAUGAGGUACCAGAAGAGCAUGGCGCGGGAUGCGGAGGUUUGGCGGAGGUAUGAGGAGGAUUUUGAGGAGAGGGGGACGCCGGGGGUGGGGGCUGAGAGUAGGGUUGGGAGGGGGGGGGAGUGA
Molecule: messenger RNA, 390 nt
Organism: Dothidotthia symphoricarpi CBS 119687
Lineage: Eukaryota; Fungi; Ascomycota; Dothideomycetes; Pleosporales; Dothidotthiaceae
Exons: 3
Coding region: 16-390 (124 amino acids)
Source: RefSeq, a predicted model, not a curated record